Molecule: messenger RNA, 432 nt
Organism: Elaeis guineensis (African oil palm)
Lineage: Eukaryota; Viridiplantae; Streptophyta; Magnoliopsida; Arecales; Arecaceae
Product: disease resistance protein RPP13-like
Molecular function (GO): ADP binding
Source: RefSeq, a predicted model, not a curated record
AUGGCCAAAGGGUUGAUGACGAUUCCAUCCACCAAAGUGAACUCACUGAGCGAGAAACAACUGCAAGAGAUGUUCUUGAGCGACCUCCAGGAAUUGAAAUUUUUGAGUGUGUUCAAUGACGUGUGGAAUGCAAUUUUGUGGGAUGCAAUUAGGCUCACGUUGCCAAGAAAUGGUCAUGGAAAUCGAGUUGUCAUUACUACCCAUAAUCAUGGGGUGGCUUCUUCGGUUGUUGAUGCCAAAAGCUAUGUUCAUUGGCUUCAUCUUCUGUCCUCCAAGGAGUCAUGGGCAUUGUUUUGCAAGAAGGCUUUCACAGAAGGUGAACCAUGUCCGAAAGAGGUGAAGGAGGUUGCACAAGAAAUUGUUAGGAAAUGCAAAGGUGAACCAUGUCCGAAAGAGGUGAAGGAGGUUGCACAAGAAAUUGUUAGGAAAUAG